UGAUCACACAACAAUUGCAUUCACAAUAGUAGCUGAAUUGAAGUGGAACUUCCAAUAUCUACUUAAUUCAAGAACUUAGGUAGAUCAUUGGCACAAGACCUCAGAUUCUUCCUGUUUCCUAAACAGACUCCAGAGUAUCCAUCGAGGAGCAUUGCAAGCUGGACAAUAUUGCCACAACUUGUAUCACUAGGAAAAAUAUAGACAUAUGUGAAGGUGGUCAAACACUGGAUCAGGCUUCCUGUAGAUGUGGAUGAUGCCCUGUGCUUGUCAGGGUUGACAGACAUUUUGAUAAUGCUUUCAUGAGCAUGCUUUUCCUUGUGGUUAGCAUUAACGACGUCAGAAAGUUGAACCUGAUGAUAUUUGAAGGUGCCUUGCAGUUCCUUUCCUCUCCAUUAGCUCUGUUAGCAGGAAGACACAGAUUAACAGAAUCUUUUGGUAUCCUGAAGUGCCCCUGAUGUGACCAGAACACAUGUUGUUGCAUGGAACACACGUGUCACACAAACAGCUGCUCAUGCACAUACGUGUGGAAUCAUGCAAAACCUCUGUACCCAGGCAACUGAAAAAAUUCAGCACACAGGCCCUGGUUGUCUUUUCACACCAAUGCCUGACUAAUCACGUUGAUAUCGUUUGCCUCUGCUCGAUUCUUCCAACAUGUGAACCGAGUGUUCUGCCCACACUGAUGUGCGCUGCCUGGAAAUGCUUGGGUUUUUCUUCCUGCCACUCAACAGAUGCCUUCCAUGAGCAAUGGGAGUGACAUAAAUCAGGAUGUGACAAGUAGCAGUAGAGGAAAAAUAACACACAGUCCAUAACAUUAGCUGGGAUGUUUUGCAUUCAAGAGUUUCUUGUCAUAAAAUAAUCACUGCUUCAAGGGAUGCCUCUGGAAAUGGGGCAGCUUGGGUCCACUACAAAAGCCAGCCCAGCUCCUUGCAACUCAUCCACUUCUCCUGCCUCCUUCUUUCUGGGAACCAGGUGCACCUCCAUCCCUGAGGCAUGUCCUGCUGUGACCAGUGUGUGCCAUGCCGGCCCUGCGGCCCGACCCCUCUGGCCAGCAGGCAAUGAGCCCUGUGUCAGGCAGUGCCAGAACUCCACCAUCGUCAUUGAGCCCUCUCCCGUGGUGGUGACCCUGCCCGGACCCAUCCUCAGCUCCUUCCCGCAGAACACCGCCGUGGGCUCCUCCACCUCCGCUGCUGUUGGCAGCAUCCUCAGCUCUGAGGGCGUGCCCAUCACCUCGGGGGGCUUUGACCUCUCCUGCAUUUCCAACCGCAGCUGUGGCAGAAGGUGCCCCCCCUGCUAAAGGUGCUGGACGCUGACCCAGACAAGGACCCCCGGAAUGCUGAACAUGGCACUGGACAGAAAAGGAGACGUGUUGCUGUUUUUACUCUGCAAUACAGGCUCA
This is a messenger RNA of Centrocercus urophasianus (Greater sage-grouse), 1396 nucleotides long. Its product is annotated as feather keratin Cos1-1/Cos1-3/Cos2-1-like. The record is from RefSeq and is a predicted model, not a curated record. Gene Ontology annotation, molecular function: structural constituent of cytoskeleton. NCBI's taxonomy places the organism in Eukaryota, Metazoa, Chordata, Aves, Galliformes, Phasianidae. Gene Ontology annotation, cellular component: intermediate filament.